ACCCACGAAUCUUUUUUUUUUUUGAGUUAGAAACCCACGAAUCUAGCUGUAUGUAAGAAGGGAAAGUGAAAUGACCACUGAGCGUGCAAGCUAAGCUGUCACUCAUACUGAUAUAGAAAAUGCAGCAGUAGCAGGAGAUAAGCUAAGCUGAACCACCACCAAUGCAAUGCCAUCAUGAGACCACCCUUUCUUUAGAUCUGAUGAGUUUUUCAUGGCCAAAAACAACUCCACCCUCACAUAGUAGCUUCUUCACAACUACACGUGCCACGUCACCCACACUCUUGGCUAGCUCUAGUGAAAACUGAUUGUACUGAAAAGAAACCCAAAGCUGCUUCCAACAACAACAACAACCACAAAAAUCAGGCACGUGAAAGAGGAAGUAUCUGCUGAGGUGGUUCAAUCACUAUGGAGUCAUGUAAUUGCAUUGAGCCGCAAUGGCCGGCUGAUGAAUUGUUGAUGAAGUACCAAUAUAUUUCAGAUUUCUUCAUUGCAAUUGCUUAUUUCUCUAUCCCUCUAGAACUGAUCUACUUUGUCAAGAAAUCGGCAGUGUUUCCAUAUAGAUGGGUCCUUGUUCAGUUUGGUGCUUUCAUAGUGUUGUGUGGGGCAACACACCUCAUUAAUUUAUGGACUUUUACCAUGCAUUCGAGAACUGUGGCGAUAGUAAUGACCACUGCAAAAGUUUUGACUGCUGUGGUUUCAUGUGCAACUGCCCUCAUGCUUGUGCAUAUUAUUCCUGAUUUAUUGAGUGUUAAAACCAGAGAACUGUUCUUGAAAAACAAGGCUGCAGAGCUUGAUAGAGAAAUGGGCUUGAUUCGUACACAAGAAGAAACAGGUCGUCAUGUGAGGAUGUUGACCCAUGAGAUCAGAAGCACCCUGGAUAGGCAUACUAUACUGAAAACCACUCUUGUUGAACUGGGUAGAACUUUGGCAUUGGAAGAGUGUGCCCUGUGGAUGCCAACACGUACUGGAUUGGAGCUUCAACUCUCUUACACUCUCCGUCAGCAGAAUCCAGUUGGAUAUACAGUGCCCAGUCAUCUUCCUGUGAUCAAUCAAGUUUUCAGUAGUAACCGUGCAGUAAAAAUAUCCCCAAAUUGUCCAGUGGCAAGAAUAAGACCUCUUGCAGGAAAAUACAUGCCUGGGGAGGUUGUUGCUGUUCGUGUCCCUCUGCUACAUCUCUCUAACUUCCAAAUCAAUGACUGGCCUGAGCUCCCAGCAAAACGUUAUGCUCUGAUGGUCUUGAUGUUGCCCUCAGAUAGUGCAAGGCAAUGGCAUGUCCAUGAGUUAGAGUUGGUUGAAGUAGUUGCGGAUCAGGUGGCAGUUGCUCUCUCUCAUGCGGCAAUCUUAGAAGAGUCAAUGAGGGCAAGGGAUCUUCUUAUGGAGCAGAAUGUUGCUCUAGAUCUGGCCAGGAGAGAAGCUGAAACUGCAAUUCGAGCUCGCAAUGAUUUCUUGGCAGUUAUGAACCACGAGAUGAGAACUCCCAUGCAUGCAAUUAUUGCACUUUCUUCCUUAUUGCAGGAAACUGAGCUGACACCUGAGCAACGCCUGAUGGUUGAAACAAUAUUAAAGAGUAGUAAUCUUUUGGCUACUCUCAUUAAUGAUGUAUUAGAUCUUUCAAGGCUUGAAGAUGGCAGUCUUCAACUGGACAUUGGAACUUUUAAUCUUCAUUUUGUAUUCAAAGAGGUCCUUAACCUGAUCAAGCCUGUAGCAUCUGUCAAGAAGUUGUCCGUCACGUUAAAUUUAGCACAAGAUUUGCCAGUGUAUGCUGUAGGUGAUGAAAAGCGCCUAAUGCAAACUAUGCUAAAUGUUGUUGGUAAUGCUGUGAAGUUCUCUAAAGAGGGCAGCAUCUCAAUCAUUGCUUUUGUUGCAAAAUCAGAAUCUUUAAGAGAUUCUCGAGCACCUGACUUUUUUCCUAUGCCAAGUGAUAACCACUUUUAUUUGCGCGUACAGGUGAAAGAUUCAGGAUCAGGAAUCAAUCCCCAGGAGAUUCCUAAGCUGUUUACGAAGUUCUCUCAAAGUCAAUCAUCAGCAACUAGAAAUUCUGGUGGCAGCGGACUUGGCCUUGCAAUUUGUAAGAGGUUUGUAAAUCUUAUGGAGGGACAUAUCUGGCUUGAAAGUGACGGCCUUGCCAAGGGAUGUACUGCCACUUUCAUUGUAAAACUUGGAAUUCCAGAGCGAUCAAAUGAAUCUAAGCUUCCCUUCACACCUAAAGUACCAGCAAAUCAUGGUCAGACAAAUUUUUCAGGGCUGAAAGUUCUUGUCAUGGAUGAUAACGGGGUUAGCAGGAUGGUGACAAAGGGGCUACUUGAGCACUUGGGAUGUGAUGUGUCAACUGUAAGCUCAAGCGAGGAGUGCUUGCAUGUUGUUUCUCAUGAACACCAGGUGGUGUUCUUGGAUGUGUGCAUGCCUGGUAUAGAUGGUUUUGAGCUUGCUGUCACUAUACGUGAAAAAUUCGCAAGACGUCAUGAAAAGCCACUUAUAGUAGCACUUACUGGAAACACAGACAAGGUUACCAAGGAGAACUGUAUGAGGGUUGGUAUAAAUGGAGUAAUACAGAAACCCAUUUCAGUUGAUAAAAUGAGGAGCAUUUUAUCAGAACUUUUGGAGCACCGAGUUCUAUACGAGGCCCUAUAAGCAGCAGAAAUAUGCAGCACCAUUUGAGUGGUUUCAGUCUUGUGUAUAUACCACGUGUAUUGGAAACUUACAUUAAAAAUGAAGCAAUGAUGCAAAUAACUUGACAUUGUAUAAACGGUUUUAUGUAUUCUUUCUGUGCAAUUUGCUAAAAAACGUUGGCAAGAAAGAAUGAUGACGGCUUGCUGCCAUUUUUUUUUGUAAACGAGUUGGUUCUUAUUCGAAUCAAAAAGGAAAUUGUCAUUUGGUAACUUUUACAAUGAA
Molecule: messenger RNA, 2892 nt
Organism: Quercus robur (English oak)
Lineage: Eukaryota; Viridiplantae; Streptophyta; Magnoliopsida; Fagales; Fagaceae
Product: ethylene receptor
Exons: 9
Coding region: 406-2631 (741 amino acids)
Biological process (GO): response to ethylene; phosphorylation; phosphorelay signal transduction system
Cellular component (GO): endoplasmic reticulum membrane; endoplasmic reticulum
Molecular function (GO): phosphorelay sensor kinase activity; ethylene receptor activity; ethylene binding
Source: RefSeq, a predicted model, not a curated record